Durio zibethinus is the source of this 1548-nucleotide messenger RNA. The record is from RefSeq and is a predicted model, not a curated record. NCBI's taxonomy places the organism in Eukaryota, Viridiplantae, Streptophyta, Magnoliopsida, Malvales, Malvaceae.
GAUACCUAAAAAACUACACGGAGUGACCGACGGCCGAGAUUCAUUUGUUGUGGGAAAGCGCAGUGCUUAAAAUCUAACAGCAGAAGUAAACCUGCGAAGCUUUGUAGCCAUUAGGCUUUAGAAAGAAGAAAGACCCCUCUUUUCUUGCUUUGACGGACUUAGCGAGUUUGGGUAUUUCUUAAUUCCUGUGUUUAGGGUUUUUCACAUUCUAAAUAAUUUACUGUUUGUUUGCUGGUUUGCGACUGGUGGCAGCUGCUAAUUUCUCAUCAUGUCUUGGUGCACAAUUGAAUCCGAUCCCGGUUGUGAUGCUUUUUGGAUGAUCUGUUUUGAGAUUUAAGCUUGAAGAGAAUGGUUUUUCCCAUAUGAUGCAGGUAGAGGAGUUGUAUUCAUUGGAUCUUGAUUCUCUAAACAAUCUUAGGCCUGUGUAUGGGUUGAUUUUCCUUUUCAAAUGGCGCCCAGGGGAGAAAGAUGAACGUCCAGUAAUUAAGGACCCAAAUCCUAAUUUGUUCUUUGCUAGCCAGGUUAUCAAUAAUGCUUGUGCUACACAAGCAAUAUUGUCUGUUCUCUUGAACUGCCUAGAAAUUGAGAUUGGCCCAGAACUUUCGAAGUUGAAAGAAUUCACUAAAAAUUUUCCUCCAGAACUCAAGGGUCUGGCUAUUAAUAACAGUGAAGCUAUACGUACAGCCCAUAAUAGUUUUGCAAGGCCUGAGCCUUUUGUUCUAGAGGAGCAGAAGGUUGCUGGGAAAGAUGAUGAUGUCUACCAUUUCAUAAGUUACAUACCAGUUGAUGGGGUACUUUAUGAGCUUGAUGGACUAAAGGAGGGACCCAUUAGCCUUGGUCAGUGCCCUGCUGGACCAGGUGACAUGGAAUGGUUGAAAAUGGUACAACCAGUAAUCCAAGAACGUAUUGAGAGAUAUUCCAAAAGUGAAAUAAGAUUCAACCUCAUGGCAGUUAUCAAGAACAGGAAAGAGACAUACACUGCUGAACUUAAGGAGCUCCAAAAGAAGAGGGAACGCAUCCUGCAGCAGCUGGCUACUAUACAGUCAGACAGACUCGCAGACAAAACUAGUUUUGAAGCACUAAACAAACAACUUUCAGAAGUGAAUUCGGGGAUUGAGGGUGCCACCGAGAAGAUUUUGAUGGAAGAGGAGAAAUUCAAGAAAUGGAAAACUGAAAAUAUUCGUAGGAAACACAACUACAUACCCUUUUUGUUCAACUUCCUUAAAAUUCUUGCUGAAAAGAAGCAAUUGAAACCCCUCAUUGAGAAAGCUAAGCAGAAAAGUGGCAACCCUAGGUGAAAUGUUUCUUAUUUUCAUUUUCAUUUCUUGGUUGACUGUAUCCUUAAUCCAAACUUAAGGUUUAGUAUCACUAAAGCACAUGUUCAGUUUAGGAUUCAAAAAAACACUACAUGAAAGUUGUUUCAGCCAAUCCCUAACACCCUUGUUAGGGGGGAUCAACAGUCUACACCAACAAACACAUGGGGUUGGACGAUUUGUUGCUGUAGUGCCUUUGAGCCCACGCAAUAAUACUCCUGAGUGGCUCUACUAU